Molecule: messenger RNA, 1897 nt
Organism: Oppia nitens
Lineage: Eukaryota; Metazoa; Arthropoda; Arachnida; Sarcoptiformes; Oppiidae
Product: beta-glucuronidase-like
Biological process (GO): glucuronoside catabolic process; carbohydrate metabolic process
Molecular function (GO): carbohydrate binding; beta-glucuronidase activity
Source: RefSeq, a predicted model, not a curated record
UGCAAUAAAACAAAUGUUAUUAAUUACAUUAAUUUUCACAUUAAUGAUAACAAAUGAAGCACUUUAUCCAAAAGAGUCCGAAACCAGAGACAUCCGACUUUUGGACGGCAUUUGGAACUUUCGGGUCAUAGGAUUGGAUCAAAACCAAGAAAUCGGAUUUAUUGACAAAUGGUAUUCAAAACCAUUACAAGAGACGGGAAAUGUAAUUGAUAUGCCGGUGCCGUCCAGUUAUAAUGAUAUAACACAAGACAGGUUUAUACGUGACUAUGCGGGUUGGGUCUGGUAUGACAAAAGUUUUUAUGUAUCCAACUCGUGGACAGAUAAACAAGUUAUACUCCGCUUUGGUAGCGCUCACUACUUGGCCUAUGUUUAUGUCAACGGUCUUAAUGUUGUCAACCAUACGGGCGGACACUUGCCGUUUGAAACCUAUGUAACAAAACAUUUGAAAUAUGGCGAAAAUAAUUUUAUUACAGUUGCUGUCAAUAAUAUAUUAUCAAAAAUAACUGUCCCUCAGGGAGGGGUUUACUAUUAUAAUGAUCCGAAAAAAUAUCCUAAAGGCCUGUAUAGGACUACAACUCAAUUUGAUUUUUUUAAUUACGCCGGUAUUGAUAGACAUGUAUUUUUAUAUGCAUUACCUAAAGUACAUAUAACUGAUGUCUGGACCAGUACUGAGAUUAAAGAUCCAACAACUGGUGUCAUUAACUAUGAGAUCUCAAUAAGUGAUAGUAAGGCUAAUAUUGAUUAUAUUGUUGAAGUAUUUGGCAAAAAGGGAAACAAAGUAACGACAAGUAAAGGGGUUAAGGGUGUCAUAACAAUACCGAAGGCAACAUUUUGGUGGCCAUACACUACAAAUGACAAUCCAGGCUAUCAGUACACAUUGAAAUUGUCUUUACAACUAAAUGCUAAAACUAUUGAUGUCUACUAUCAGAAAGUAGGCAUCAGAACAGUUAAGGUCACAGACAAGCAAUUCCUCAUUAAUGACAAACCAUUUUAUUUCCGGGGAUUUGGUAAACAUGAAGACGCAAAUAUUAGAGGCAAAGGUUUAGAUUAUCCUAUUUUGGCUAAAGAUUUUAAUUUAAUCAAAUGGAUUGGUGCCAACUCUUUCCGUACUUCUCAUUAUCCAUACUCUGAGGAAUUGAUGGAUAUGGCAGAUGAACAGGGAAUUGUUGUCAUUGAUGAGUGUCCUGCUGUCGGAUUAGAUACAUUCAAUGACACCUUAUUUGAGAGACAUUCGCAAACUAUUAUUGAAAUGAUUUUAAGAGAUAAAAACAGGCCAUCAGUGGUCAUGUGGUCCAUUGCUAACGAACCAAAUUCUGGUGAUCCUAAAUCAGCUGAUUAUUUCAAGAAAAUAAGAGACUUUAUCAGAGAUAGAGAAUCCGGUUUCAGACUUCCUAUAACUGGGGCUAUAAGUCAUGGUUAUAGCGGCGAUCAUAUGGCUCCGGCUUUGGAUGUCAUUAUGGUUAACAGAUACUGGGGGUGGUAUCAGGACACAGGUUAUCCACAAGCUAUAGAAAAACAAUUGAUUUUAGAUUUUAAUCAUUGGUUUGAGACAUAUAAGAAACCAGUGAUGAUCUCAGAAUAUGGCGGCGACACUGUUCCCGGUCUACAUCAGGACCCACCAUAUGUCUGGUCAGAAGAUUAUCAGUCGGAACUAUUCAAAGAGGCUUUCAAAGCAUUUGAUGCGCUCAGAGCUAACGGUUUCUUUGUCGGCGAACUUGUCUGGAAUUUUGCGGACUUUAUGACAAAUGAAGACACGGGUCGGGCUGUCGGCAACAAGAAAGGCAUAUUCACUCGGGAAAGACAGCCUAAAGCAUCGGCAAGAGUUAUGAGAUGCAGGUAUUGGCAAUUGGCUGACACCAAAAAAGGACAGGAAGAYGGCUUCUCUUAUUGUAUUUAA